CUUGAAAUAUCAGUUAAGCAGAUCUAACUGACCAUGAAUACCCCUCCCCAUCACGACCCACAGCAGCCAGAUGUUUUCUUGAGGAGCAUGCAGACUCCACCCUCCAAACCUCUCCUCACAUCCAAAGACUCAAAGAGAGUUUGUUUUUACAAGAGUGGAGACCCACAGUUUUCUGGACACUGGGUCGUCAUCAAUCGUCGUACGUUCAAGACUUUUGAUGCCCUGCUGGAUGCCCUUUCAAACAAAGUGCCUCUACCAUUUGGGGUACGCACCAUCACAACACCCAAAGGUACACACGCUAUCCGGAGCUUAGACGGUCUGCAGCAUGGGGCCUCUUAUGUGUGCUCAGAUCAAAGAACGGUCAAACCCCUGAACCUGGAUGAGAUCAAGCAGAGACAUGUCCCCUGGAACAGCACCAAACCUACUAGCGCAGGACGUCAGGGACGCAGAGGACUGAUCCGGAACCUGGUAAAAAAGAAUGAAGUGGGCAGGAUGGCAAAAAUGACUGAAAGCUCUGUGACAGUGAAGACACCAAAAAGGCUUGUGGUCUUUAAAAACAGGGAUCCCAACACUAAGCACAUAGUGGUUUUGCAGAGGAGGACAGCUCCAACAUUUGAGGCUCUCUUGGAAUACCUUUCCCAAAUGAUGCAGCUUCCUGUGAUAAAGCUAUACACCACUGAUGGCAGACGAGUUGAAGGUCUGCCAGCUCUGAUCCUGUGCUCUGGUGUCAUCGUAGCCGCUGGUAAUGAACCAUUUCAGCCAGCUAACUUCAAUCUCCAAGCAUCCACUCAACUCUCCCACUCAGUUAUAUCUGAAUCCAUGGGCCAAACAAAGACACAGCCAUUGCCACAUGAUCAACAAAAAUCAGUUAGCAGUGGACCAAGAUCAAGAAAUUUCUCAUUGUCAUCAGAACGAUAUUUUGUAAAUCAGAUCAAUAGUUCACUAAAUGGAAGCUACUCUGAGGAGCAUGAAGUGAAAAGAGGAUCGAUGGUGAGCAUGAACAACCAAGCGCUGGAGUCAGAAGAGAUGGAGAAAUGUGACUUCAUGUCUUCAUGUAUGGCAGAAAAGGAUCGCUUGCUUUUACCUUCAGAUGAUGAGAUUGAGAAAUCGUUUCGUGUGAAUCAGGAUGGCAGCAUGACCGUAGAGAUGAAAGUUCAUCUCACAAUAAAGCAAGAGGAGAUGAUUCACUGGACCACCACAGUGAGUCGAGCCUGUGUUAACAGCCAAGGGAUGGCAACAUUCUUCCAACCAGUCUCAAGCUGCAACUCCACAGAUAAUAAAGACAACAAUAACAGAAAAAGAGAGUCAAAUAUAGAUAGCUAUGACUCGAAAGAUGAGAAUACACAAACUUAUAAACCGAUCAGAUUAAAUAAGGAGGGAGAAAAUCAUUGUGGAAGUGUCACCUCUGAAGCAUUGGAAAAACCAAAACCACGUUUCAGGAGGCUGCCUACUCCCGGACCUAGGUGUGUCAGAAGGAAAGAAACUUCAGUGGAGAAUACAAAGAGGCUAUCACAAACUGAGGGUGAGGAAAGCACAGUUUCUUCUCCACAUACGAGUAUGCACCAAGCUGAAAGCGAGCUAUUUGAAGGGUACCGUGUUGUCAGUCAUAGCAGCUCUAGCAGUCCAAGACCUGUACCAAAACCCAGGAAGAAAAAUUUGAAAGAAGCCAAGUACAACAAGACUUGUUCCUCUCUCUCAGGAAUGGGAGAGGUUCUUCAACUGGACAACAAAGGAAAAGAGAUUACAGAAACUGUAAAGCAUAUGCAUCAGUCACAGGAAAACUAUUUUGGAAAAACCUGGGCUGAUGAUGAUGAGGAGGACAGGUUUGAAUUUAUGUCUCAAGGACACAACACGCCAGACUCAACUCAAUCCAGGCCUCGAUCUUCAAACAAUGACUGUGACAUUGAUCUUUGCAAACUAUCUUCUAGUUCUUGUUCUGGGAAUGCUAGGAACCAUGAACUCUUAUCUUUGCUUUCUGACCAGUCAGACCUUUCACAAACAAGAAGCAACAAAGCAUCUUCCUUCACCGUCUAUGAAAAUCAAGCUGUGUAUCAAGCCUCAGACAAAGGAGUGGAUACAUCGACUAAAGACAACUCUAAAAAUAAAAGAGCUCUAAGUAAGAAGACAAAAAUGGCACAAAAAUCUGAACGGUCAAACAAACACGUGCUUUCGAAAAGGACUGUAAGAGACAAAAAGCAGAAAGGUAGUGUUUCAGACUUUUUAAAAGGCCUAAAGAACAGUGAUUCUCCAGAAUCGCAGCGCUAUACAGACAGUGACAAAUAUGUAAUGAAGGUUAAAAAGAGAAAGAAAGUUCAAUCACCUAAGAAGGUAAACACAUGUAAUAGUAGCAUGUUAAGGGACACAUCUCAAAAUGUAAACUUAAGUCAUACAGACAUCCUAAGGCCACACAUUAAGGAAAAAUUAGACAUUAUCACAUCAUCUCAUUCAGCACCUUCCAAGAUUCUAGCAAAGCAAAGUUCUGUGAAUGGCAGCAUAAUAAAAUCUCCUAAAGCGAGCAAGGAGUUGAGUGAAAGUAUUUCUAUGCCAGUGCUCCAUUCAUCUCCCUGCAAUGUGCACCAGUAUGUGGAAAACUGGCUACAACAAAUUCACCCUGAAUCAGUGCCCUAUGUGGAUGAGUUAAAUGUGCAUGAAUCUAGAGCUAGGUUCCAGAUUGAAAGUGAUUUCUCAGAAAUUUCAGAAAUGAGAAAUGAAUUAGACAACAAUAGCUUGGUGGAGCACUGCGCCUCUGUUAAAGGUUCUACUGUCAAGAAACCAGUGUCUCAACAACUUGUGAAAAUUAGUUGUGAGGGAGAACUUAUGGAGACACAGAAACUGAGAAGAUCCUGUAAAUCAAUGCCAAGUGUGAAAAUGGACGCUGCUGAACAGGAGAUUGGCACAAGAAAGUAUAAGUCUUCAGAGGACUUGGUUCCCAAAUUGCCAGAUGCAGGGGGUGAAACAUCACCAAACACACAGCUGAACCCUAGAUCCGGUAUGAAACAAAUUUUGGAGCAGUUAUGUUUAUCUGUCUAUUUGAUCAGAAGAGCCUGUAGUCAUUCUCAUCUAUCAUCCUUGAAGAAGAACAAGAAAUCCAGUAACCUUCCUGACUUCUCAUCAGUGUUGGCCUCUGUUUUUGGCUCUCCAUCUAAGGCACUUCUCUCCUUCCUGACAGUGAUGACACUGAGAGAUGGAAUUGCCAACUUUGCCAACGAAGACUCAGGUUCUGCCAAUGCUAAUAACUCCGGCAACAAUCCAGAGGCUCUCCAAGUCAUGCAAUCCUUACAAAAAUUGGCCAGCAUAGAGGAUGAAAAAGAGCUUAAGGCCAGCCUGGCAAGUCUCCACAGUUCAACUUCUGCCCAGUUAAAGAAGAGCUGGAGAGAUUUCCAAAAGAAAAAUGAUAUCAAAGGAAGUCCUCCACUGGUAGCAAGACAGUCAGAGCACGAGUCUGCUCUUGAGGUCAGCUCAGAAGGGGAAGAUAAAGGGCACGUUUUCAGUAUUGGAGAGGUAAUGGAUGAGCUUAACAUGUGUGAUGAUCUUCGCAGAGAGAUUUCCUCACUUGUUAGAUGUGAUUUGACAAAUUUCAAUCAGGAAAAACUCACGAAGGAGCAUUCUGAUCAUGAAAACGAAACCGCCAAUAUUACUUGUGAGAACGAUGUUUCCACUAUGAAAGACAAUUUGGGGGGGUUCUUAGAGAAAGAAAGAAGAUAUUUAGAGGAGAAGGAAAGUAAAUAUGAUGAUAUUACAAACACUAAGGCUGCAGAUUUAUCCAAAGAAUCUGAAGAAUUGCAUUUACUCGAGUUAAGUUCCCGUAUGCCAGCACUUCUGAGUAACGAGCUAGCUGUGAAAGAAUCAGACAUAGGGAAAAAUGUCCAAAUUGAGGAUGUGAUUAAACAAAAAGGACUAGUUGCAUAUAUAAAUGAAACUGUGGAUGAUAUCAAGACAAACCUGAAAAGGUAUGCAGAUAACGAACCAAGCAAAGCUGAUCUAGGUGAGGAAAAACAGGAGAUGAUGGACAAUGUCCAGAUAAUUGAGGAAAAGUACACAGAAGAUGAGACUAGCCAGGUUGAUGAAUUUCAGAUGCCAGAUUACAGUCUAACUAAUCUGGAAGACAAAGUGGAACGGCAAGAAAAUGUAAGUUGUAUGCAAUCUGAAUCUGAACUGCUUUCUCCCAUUUCAGAGACACAGGCAAAAGAUGUCAAAUCGAAUUCUGAGGUGACUGAUAACACUGUCAGUAAAAGGGAAGAUUGUACAGAUAGUUUAGAAGGAUGUGGCAUAAAUUCAAAGGAGGAAGACACCUACUGUGAAACCAUGGAACAUCCUAAACAGCCAGAUGUAAUAUCAGUGGCUUCAGACACAGAGACUCUAGAAGCACACCAUCCAAACAAUGGCAGUAUCCAAACAGAAGAAAAGAAUGCAAUACACAAAGAUAGAUCAGAGGCAUCCGUCUUUAGUGCAGAUGAAGAUGAUCCACACAGUAAUGAUGAUAAUAGCCCAAAGGAAGUUGAGAGUAAAAAUGACCAUGAAGAAACAAUGUGUAGCACAUCAGAAUGUGAAAAUCCAGCUGCCGAACCACACCGUUCUUCAGUGUCUGAUCAAGAGGAUGAACACUUUAACCACUACAAAUCAGCAUCUUGCACAUGUCAAGAAUCAGAAACUGAACGUGACCUUCAGGAAUCAGAGGAGGAAAGUGUCUCUGAGAAGCAGGCUCAUAAUGCUAAUGAGAAUAUUGAAGAAGCAGAUGAGGAAGAAGACUGUGAUGCAGAACCAUCCUCUCCUCAACAGUUGCAUCAAGAAGGUGAACAUUCAGACCACUCAGAGUCUGAUAAAGGUCGAGAAUCAGUAGCUGAACUUGAACUCCAGACAGUGGAGGAGGAAAAUGUUUGUAAGAAUCUGACUCAACCUGCUGAGGAGAAAGAUGAUGAAACAGAUGAACAAGACGACAAGCAGAGCAAUGCUUUAGAUACUGACAAAGACUUAGAUACUCAGUCACACCACUGCUACUUGGAAGAUCCUUCAAUCAAAGAGUUUCUGAGGAGGGAAUCAUGCAAAAGUGAAGAAAAAUAUGAAGACCAGUCAGUAGAUUCUGCAGGAAUAGAAGAAGCAGAUAUGGAUCACGAAUGUCACUGUGUGCAUCCUACAGUGUUCCCCCAACAGCUGCUGGAUUUUGUCAACUUAGCUCUGAUGUCCUCUGCUCUGAUUUUCACAUACGAUUCAAAUGGCUGUCUACGACUUGAGCCAGACAGAUGCAAAAACAGAGCAAUGUCUUUGUCUAAAUGUAAUGAAGACAAUCAUUAUUCUAGGAGAUGCCUUCCUAGCCCCAACACAUCUGACCUCUCUGAUUACAGGCCUGAUACAUCAGACAUUGGAGAAGACCUGGCACAGGUUUCGACAGACCUUUUAACUGACAGUGGAGAGGAUGCGGAAGAGAGACUGUUCUUUUACCAAGGCAGCAUGAAGCAAAGCUCUGAGAACAUCAACAGUCUUAGCUCUUUUCCUGACUCCAUGGUUAGCAGUACUAUGCAGGACUACAGCAACUCUCCAGAUUCUCUUGGGAAUUCUGAGUUUGCACAAGCUUGUCUAGCUUUUAAUGCAAAGAAUGACUCUGAGGAAGGAAUCCUGAUAGAUAAGGGUAGGUGGCUUCUUAAAGAAAAUCACCUCAUUCGUCAAUCUCCUCCUGUUCCAAUGGGAAUGUAUGAAAAUGUGGAUACAACAUCAGUUGACACAGGUCAAGAAAACACAAGUGAGGAUGCCCCCUACAUACCUUGCAGGGGAAAACAGUCCCCACUAGCUGUCAUAUCCUCUUCUGAGCUGGAAGACAUGGCCAAGCCAUCCACACCCAAGUGUACAUACUUCAACAUGACUCACAGUAGUGGCUCCGACCCUUUCCUGGAUAAUCAGAGCACUACCAGUAACAAGGGAAGAGCCUUCACUCGAAAAAGCAAAGAAGUAUCACCAGUGGGAGAAGCGUCGAAAAUGUUGGCAAAGAAAAAUGGAAGCCUCCCCUCUUUUACAUCCGUUGACUUUAAACUGGCCACUGGAAAAGUCCAUCCAGAGGACGGCAUGGCAUCUGGUAUGGUGGAGAAAUCUGCCAGAUCCCAGAGCUUAAGAUGCAACACACCAACUGAAGAGGGUCUGAGUCUUAGGUGUGGACAGCAUUGCCCAAUACUGUAA
Messenger RNA from Neoarius graeffei (lesser salmon catfish), 6168 nucleotides. It is a transcript of the gene rp1, whose product is annotated as oxygen-regulated protein 1. The transcript is spliced from 5 exons. Gene Ontology annotation, cellular component: axoneme. The record is from RefSeq and is a predicted model, not a curated record. Bases 34 to 6168 code for a protein of 2044 amino acids. Gene Ontology annotation, biological process: photoreceptor cell development; retina development in camera-type eye; axoneme assembly. Lineage: Eukaryota; Metazoa; Chordata; Actinopteri; Siluriformes; Ariidae.